This is a messenger RNA of Microcebus murinus (gray mouse lemur), 2470 nucleotides long. NCBI's taxonomy places the organism in Eukaryota, Metazoa, Chordata, Mammalia, Primates, Cheirogaleidae. The record is from RefSeq and is a predicted model, not a curated record.
CACUAGGCCAGUGCUGCCUCGUAGGUUUUGUGAUAGAAGCUUAGGAUGCGGGAUGGACACGACAGCUCGGGGAGCGGGCGCGGCGGGGCUCGCCAGCAAGGACGCUUCGUGCGCCCCUGGCCGCGCCCAGGCUGGGAAGAAAGAAGACGGCUGCCCGCGUCGCGGCCGGAGAUCAUUCUUGCCACGGGAAGCGAGAUAGGAAAGGCCGGCCGAGUUAAAGUGCAGGUUACCCUGCUCUUGCAAUUUAUGCUUGAAAAUUGCCAUAGGGUAUUUGGAGAAGACAUCGCUUUCCUUUAUGGAGAAUUUUCAGGGACAUGUGGCACUAGAGGAAAUGCCUCAGAUAUUUCUCACUUCCAUCUGAGUGACUCACCCUCAUAUGAGAGCUUGGAAAAUGAGCUAAAUGAGGAUAUUUAUGCCCCAUUCAGUGAUGUGGCAAAGAAACUUGGCAAGGGAAAGAUGCACAGAAUCUGUGUGAACGGACAUUGAUGGCCUUGACCCGUCUGAGGGGGAUACCUUCUCUGAAUGGCUUCCUCUUGGACCAUUUUAAAGAAGAAGAUGCUGAAACGGACCAGCCUCUUGAAGCCGAGACAGUGGACAUCAUUGUGUGCACAAGUGUCCUGCCGCGGCCCUGCCUUGCACACGCAGCCACCACCUGUCCACAGCUGCAGCAAAACUGUGAGGCAAAACUGGGACUGCUUAAAGCUCAGCACCCACUAUGUGGAGCCAUAGCUUUCCUGUCCCAGGGAGUUUUAUCAGAAAAAGCUAUGAAGUCCAUCUGGGAUGUUGUUCUCUGUCAAAAAGAUGAGGCUAUCUGAAGCAGAAUCAACCCCAUCGUGCAGGGGUGUAAGACAUGUUUGAAACAGAGUUUAUUCACAAGCACUGAUACUAGCAAGAAAAAUUCCACCAAUCGAAACCUUAAGAAGAACAGCUUAUCUGAUAAGGAAGAAAAUUGUAUGAAACUUUUCUGUAAGUCCAAGCCAUUAGCCUUUUCUGUGUCCUCACGGAAUCAUUCCAAAAACCAGUUGCUUGAUGUGGGUACAUCUGGGUACUCCCUCCCGCACACAGCACACGCCCUCGAGAGUAAAAGGAAACACAAGCGAGCGCAGCUCAGAGAACAACACAAGUGACUGGGGAGGCACACUGUCCUUUCCCUGAGGUCCUUGUUUAAAGAAGCAGUACAAAAGUAUCCCAGAGUCUGUUUUCUUCCAUAGAGGAACAAAAUCUUGUUAAUCAGAGUUCGGUCAUGGGGAUUGAGGUUGACAAGAAUAGUGCCACAAACCAAAACACUGAGAAGACUUUGCCCUAAAGAUCAAACCUUUGCCAAAGACUAGCUAAUCCAGCGUACCCUCCCCAGGCACUUCCCAUCGGGCACACCAGUGAGCUUCCAGGACAGUGCUUUUCUCAGAUUUCUGAACACUCUGUGUUUACAACCACUGAAACUUCCUCUCCAAUAGAUUGCAAUUUUCAGGCUCAAAUAAAACAGAAAAAGCUUUCUUCUUACUAUAGCAGCUUUGACUUUGUUUCUGGAAUUCCUGGUCCCUCAUCAGGGCAGGACAGCAGCCCCUGGCUUAUAUAAAAAAGACACCAAAGAGAGGCAUUCACAAACACACUCUGUAACUUUUCAUCCCACCAUGUGGCUGGGAAAUGGUGUGGCCAGUUUGGCAAACUAGUCCCUCAGAAAGAAAGCAAAGAUAGGCAGACCAUAGGAAAAGAAAAUAGGUUCUCGAGAAGGACACUAGAGCCACCUCUAAGUGCCUCUGUUGUUCUAGAAGACAACUGACUGCAAGAGAAACAGAAUGGUGUUCCUUCAAGUUCAGUUAGAGACUGGGAGCUGUGUAGUCAGCCCAGUGGUGUAGCUCUCCUCCCUGCCAGCACUCAGCUAGACACUGUAGCUUCAAUUCAGCCUGGUAGAAAGCAAACUCAAGCUGUGUAUGAAAUCACAAAAGGAAGUAAUGACCCUAGCCAAACUUUCCCAUUUUCUGGAGUGGUAUUUAAUUGCAAAAUUAUACAGCAGGCUUGGUUGAAGAGCAGACAUGGCCCAUGUACCAAAACCCACCUCAUUGUACAUAAAGUCAUGAAGAAAGAUUCUAUAAGCUUCUGGCCACUCAGCUAGAGUAGAGGUAUGCAAGAUUCUUUCUCAUCAUGUUUUCCUUCAUUUGGUUUUUAGGCUUCAGGCCCCAAAAUGCCAGCUAGGGCCUUGUCUCUACUCCUGGCUCUACUCUAUUUCAAUCCUUUGGGAUGCAGAGCUUAAGGCAGUUCUUCAGAAGCUAUUUCCAGGGUCAAAAUCUCUGCUUUGGUUUUGACUCUAGGUUUUCCAAAAAUGUAGGAUAUUUCCAGGAAUGUGGGGUAGAAAGCAUUUUAGAACUUUGUAAUUUUAUAACUGUUGAUGUGACUUAAGUAGCAUUGUUGAAGCAUAAGAACUAUAAAGAAAGAUAAAGGUAAAAGAAAACCAAGAUGUUGAAUUCAUGUU